GCUCACUUUCGAUUUCUAAAACCCUAAACCCUAAUUAAUUUAAAAUCUCCAUCAAUAAAAAAAAAAGAAGCCAAAUCAGAAACUCUAAUAAAAAUGUCUUCCAUUGUUCUUAGAUCGCGAACAAUUUCAAAUAAUUUCAGUUCAAAGAGUAUUUCUCAAAGGGGUUUAUGUUCAGGAGUGGUUUCUUCUUCUUCGGAUCCUUCUAAAGGAACAAUAACUUCUUCACAAUCCAUUCUCUCCGAUCAGUCGACACCUCCUCCUCCGGCGCCGAAAGUUGCCCCACAGGUUUCGGGAGGGAAAAUUUGGAGCUUUGUCAAGUACGGACUCAUUGCAGGUGUUACUGGAACUACUGGCUAUGCUGGUUAUCUCUCUUAUAAGUGUUCAUGUGAGGAAGUAGAUCAUAAAGCAAAGGCAUUGCGGGCUGCAGCGAGUUAUGCUCCUAGUGAAGAUGCUUCUGCUAUUGAUAAAUAUGGAGGCUUGCUUUACUCUGCUGCAAUGACAGUUCCGGCUAAAGCACUUGAAUCUUAUCUGGAUCUCAGGAGGUUAGUGGAAGAACAUUUGCUGGAAUAUACUGAACCGACUUCGGAUAAGCUUCUUCCUGAUUUGCAUCCUCUAGAACAGCAUGUUUUCACUCUUGUCCUAGAUCUGAACGAGACAUUACUUUAUACAGACUGGAAGCGAGAGAGAGGCUGGCGUACCUUCAAAAGACCUGGUGUUGAUGCCUUUCUGGAACAUCUAGCAAAGUUCUAUGAAAUUGUUGUCUAUUCUGACCAGAUGAAUAUGUAUGUUGAUCCUGUUUGUGAAAGGUUGGACACUAACCAUUGUAUACGAUAUAGGCUAUCAAGGGGUGCUACUAAAUAUCAGGAUGGCAAGCAUUAUAGAGAUCUUUCAAAGCUAAACAGGGAUCCAACCAAGAUUUUAUAUGUGAGUGCUCAUGCAUUUGAUUCUAGCCUUCAACCAGAAAAUUGUGUCCCUAUUAAGCCAUAUAAACUCGAGACUGAUGAUACCGCACUUUUAGACCUUAUUCCAUUUCUUGAAUAUGUAGCCCGCAAUAGUCCGGCUGAUAUCAGACAAGUAUUGCAAUCAUAUGAAAGAAAAGAUAUCGCGAAAGAGUUUCUCGAGCGUUCUAAAGAGUAUCAAAGGCGAGUUCAAGAACAGAAACAACAAGGUCGGCUCUGGCAGCGCUGAGGAAAGGGUUAUCUAGAGUUGAUGAUUGCAGUUUUCGGAGACCAUUCAGCACAGAAGAAUGUGAAAGACAAUACAUAUCAAGUUUUCCAGUAAAACAGCCAUUUUAUGAUCAAAUUGAAAAAAUCUGCAAAGUUUCAAGACUGGUGGGAGAAGUUAGAAGGUUAGCCUAAAUAGAAAAUCCCAGGUGUGGAUCUAUGGGCAUCAGACUGGUGGACUUCGUCCCAAUUCGCUAAGCUACAAAAUGUUAUUUUAUCAAUUCUUAAAAUUUUUUUAACUUUAUUUUUGUCGUCGUCGUACUUACGUUUCUGGUUUGUCUUCUCUCAUUAUCAGCUGCUGUAUGCCAAAGCCUCUGCAGCUUCUAAACUACCCUUCAAAAAUGUCUCUUUUAGGCUCUCCUUUUUCACCACUUACUCCAUCUUAUUUCCUCGCCUCUAUUUUCCUUCACUAUCUCGUGUACCACACAUCAAAACAAAGACAAGUUCUUUAACUUUCACCCUCUUUCUUAAACCCUUUGUGAAAACCUGAAUUUUUCCCAAAGAGGAUCUUGUUUUGAGGCUAAAUAUUGUAUGCUUAGGUAUAAAGGAAAGUACCCAUUUUCCUUUAUUCAUUGGUGAUUCUCUUGGUCCAGUGAGUCAUAGCCGUAUGUUGCUCCCUUUUGGUCCUUUCAAGCUUGGACUUUAGUCGUCAUGGGGUUUUUCUCUUACUACCUGCAGAUCUUCAAGGCUUAGCUUUUACUGAGUUCUGCUAAUGUACCAUUUCGGAAGAACCCUUUGCCAGUUUCAUUGGACAUCUUUUAGCUAUGUGAGUAAGUAGUGAAGCAAAUUGUGUAUUGUCUAUCAAAAUGUCUGGAAAUGGUCAUUGUUUCGAGUGGCAGGAGGAGUUUAUUUCACAGGAGUGUGGUAAUUGUGUGGUUCAAUAUUUCUUGAAGGAUUCCACCAGUGAAUCUGUCUGUGCAGUUAUCGGUUCUCAAAGGAGUGUUAGGUAUAUGUUUUAUGUUGUUGCUGAGGAGUUUGUGAGGGUAUAUGCGGCUGAGAAUUCAAAUCAUGCUGGUUUCAAAUGGAGGUCGAGGAGGGAGGAGGUUGUAGAUUGGCUUACAUCCAUGAUCUACGACAAACUCAGUGGAGUCGUUGAUCUUUGGAAUUCAUGUUUCCUUCUGAAAUUUACAUUUUUUUAAAUAAAACUCAGUGACAGAGUCACUGAAACAUGGCAUGCUGCUAGCUUUGCGUUUCCUGAUUGUGCAAUGAUCGAGAUUAGUGCUCUGAAAGCUCAAGCACUGGAUAAUAUGGGCUAUCUUUUGAGGAACUUGACUGAACAAAGUUCCGAUAUUGUGUGAGCAGGCACUGCAUGGACAUGUGGUAAAAGGCUCAAACAUUUCCCAGAAUUUUGCCUCAAUGGGACCACAGUAGCAGUAAGCAUUGACAUCUAAGAAAAAGAAUGAUGGUUCAAUCUUUUAUCUUCAUGAUCUCUAAAGGAGAGAAUCACUAUCUUACUUACUUGGAGGACACGUAGGAAGACAAGCGCGGGCAGAUCUGGUGAUGGAGGUUAUUAAUUUUCAUUCAGUUGCCUUAUGUUUCUUCAAAGUUUAAAAUUUAGGCCAUUAAUUCAAAUUAUGUUUAUUGAACUGAAUUAAUUAGUGGGAAAAUAAUAUGGAUAUCAUCACUUGAUUGUAUAGAUAACACUAUAAUGAUGCAAUUCGGUUCGCUUUUGUUUUCAA
Molecule: messenger RNA, 2902 nt
Organism: Gossypium raimondii (Peruvian cotton)
Lineage: Eukaryota; Viridiplantae; Streptophyta; Magnoliopsida; Malvales; Malvaceae
Product: mitochondrial import inner membrane translocase subunit TIM50
Exons: 15
Coding region: 94-1188 (364 amino acids)
Molecular function (GO): phosphoprotein phosphatase activity
Source: RefSeq, a predicted model, not a curated record